Molecule: messenger RNA, 1595 nt
Organism: Electrophorus electricus (electric eel)
Lineage: Eukaryota; Metazoa; Chordata; Actinopteri; Gymnotiformes; Gymnotidae
Gene: lto1
Product: LTO1 maturation factor of ABCE1
Source: RefSeq, a predicted model, not a curated record
CGAACUACCUGGUUUACAUGGCGAGUGCGUAGGGAGGAUUAGGCGCACAGGGUGUUUACAUGGUGGCUAAAUACAGAAGAUUAGACGUACAGGGUGUUUACAUGGUGACUAAGUACAGAAGAUUGGACGGGCAGGGUGUUUGCUGACUUCUUUCAGUAAACCUCGGAUGUGUGACUUGUUUUUCACAGGCCAUGGCGUUUUUGUCGCACACGGAUGAUUUGUUCGACUCAAUUCUUAUGGCAGAUGACAGGUUCCACACCCAGGGAUACCGGGACGGCUUCGAGGAAGGCAGCCGUGAGGGAACGAUGGAGGGACGACAUCACGGGGCGCUUCACGGAGCCAGACUGUCUGCUGAGGUCUCUUUUUACCAUGGCUUUGCCCUCGCAUGGAAAUUUCUGAUUCAAAACCACGAGGAAGUUAAAGCAAGAAAGCAAUUGAAAGCAGUUGAGUCUCUGGUUGGUUUAAUCCAAAGGUUUCCACAUGAAGAUCCACAGUAUGAAAACCUCCAGGAAGACACGGCAAAAAUUAGGGCAAAGUUUCGACAGGUAUGUUCUUUACUGAACGUGGUUGCAGACUUUCGUGAGUAUGUUGGCGGAUCAUCACAAAUGUCAUUCUGAAAAAUGGCGGAGAUGUCAAACCCUGCAGGAGGAGGCUCAGAGAUCCUGCCAAGCAUCCCACCGUGUUACAGAGAGAAGAGAAAUGGGCAUCUACACAGGCGGAUGUGAAAAUCGAGAGUUAAGGCUUUGUGUGGUGCUCUCAAAACCUUUUAUGCUUUAGUGUAUUGGGGAAAGACUGAGGCUUCCAUGUAGCUGGCCAAAGUAAUUAAGCCAACAAGGCAGUCAGAUAAUGAUAACAGGAUUUUAUGAGUGCUGUCAAAGACACUUGUGUCUUUAAGAUGCAUGAUGGAGAAUGUGAGUAAAUCUGGGAUCAUUGAAGUGGUGGAUUUGCCUUCAUCUCAUUGCUCCAGUUCUCUUGUUGAGCAGUUUAAUUUUAUGAUGAUGCUUGAAACGCUUAUAUAGUUAAAUGAACUUUGGGCGUGCAAGUUGAAGUACAUACACCAUCUUGUGGUGAAAUAGAACAGUCAGUUGUUCAGCUCUGCAGUCUCCCUCUGCUGGACAAAAUCAGAACUGCUAGACUGGCAUUGAUUGAAGAAUAUUUAUAGACCGUUUAUUUGAAUAUUCAUGCUGAUGAUUGAAAGCAUUUACUGGAGCAUUUCGCCCCAUUGUCUAUAGAUUGAGAGACUCCUUACAUGGAAUUACAUUAAAGUAAUUGGUAACAGAUGGGUCAAAGUACGCAUGUUGGCAUUUUAUGUAAGCGUGCCAAUUUUGGAUAUCUUUGUUAAGGGUUGAUGGGUUAGAAACUUCUUUUUAAAUUCCAAUUUACAUCGUCAUUUGGACUUAAGCCAGUGAUGCUCCUUUGCAUACUACCAUAAUUAUUUGUUAAUGACAACGUUAUGAGUGAGUGAAUGAUGAGUCUUGGCCAAGGGAGUCAGCCAGUAUUUUAUGGUUUUUAUUUAUUUAUGUUUUUAUUUAUUUAUUUUUGAAUCUGUACUUUCAGGGAUGAGGUUUUCCAAUAAUAAACUGAUUCUUCUUUGU